UCAAAGGAGACAGGAUUCAUGGGUUUAAGACAAGGUACUCUGUGGGAUUGGGGACAACCUGCUAGCUCCUCCUGAGUGUCAACCUGAGAACUUUGGAAGCCUGUGGUUUUAAAUCUUCCAGAGGUGCCUGUUGUCAUACAAAGUGGCAAAGCAUUUUUUAUUUUGUUGAAGUUUCGAAGAGCAUGCUUCAAACAUGUAUAACCCAUCUGUAUUAGAUAUUCCAGCUGUAAUUUUUGACAACAGAUCAGGACUCUGCAAAGCAGGCCUGUCUGGAGAGAUUGGACCCCUUCACAUCAUCAGUUCUGUUGUGGGGCAUCCUAAAUUUAACAUGCCUUUAUCAGAAUCCACUAAGAAAAAGUACUUCGUGGGACAAAAAGCCCUGUACAAGUAUAAGGUCUUGCAUUUGCACUACCCCAUUGAGUGUGGACUGGUAACAGGAUGGGAUGACAUAGAGAAACUUUGGAAGUAUCUUUUUGAGUGGGAACUAGGAGUCAAACCCUGUCAAUGACCUGUACUCAUGACUGAGCCCUCUUUGAACCCAAGGGAGACUGGAGAGAAGAUGACAGAAGUGAUGUUUGAGACCAAUGUGCCUGCUUUCUACCUGUCCAACCAUGCAGUGGUAGCCUCUGUCACAGGAUUAGUGGUGGACAGUGGUGAUGGGAUCACCUGCACUGUCCCUAUCUUUGAGGGUUAUUCCCUGCCUCAUGCUGUAACCAAGCUCUACGUGGCAGGAAGGGACAUCAUAGAGCACCUCACUCGGCUCCUCCUCGUUCGUGGAAGUACCUUCCCUUUCAUACUCAAUAAAGCCUUAGUGGGUGACAUCAAAGAGAAGCUGUGUUAUGUGGCCUUGGAGCCAGAGAAAGAGCUAUGUAAGAAGCCAGAAGAGGUUCUAAGAGAAUACAAACUGCCAGAUGGAAAUGUUAUCUACAUUGGAGACCAGCUGCACCAGGUGCCUGAGAUCCUUUUUGCACCUGACCAGCUGGGUAUCCACAACCCAGGACUCUCAAAAAUGGUAUCCAGCAGCAUUAUGAAGUGUGACACUGAUAUCCAGAAGAAUCUUUUUGCAGAAAUUGUGCUCGGGGGCACCACUCUUUUCCCUGGGCUUGCGGAAAGACUUUUGAAAGAACUGGAACAGCUGGCUUCCAGAGGAACUCCCAACAAGAUUACAGCUUCUGAUAGAUGUUUCUCUUCAUGGAUAGGUGCAUCCAUUGUGACCUCUCUGAGCAGGUUCAAGCAGAUGUGGAUCACUCUGCAGAUUUCAUGGACAUACAUUGUUCAGAGAAAAUGCUUUUAAGGAAUCCAGAGCACAAGGGACUGGGAUCUAUCAGAUCGCAGGAGCACUUGUAGAAGGUGGCAUUUUCCCUUGGGCCUUAGCAUGGUGUUUGAUAAAAUUGAUAUGACAUUUUAGUUUCCGUUCAUUUUUCGUGGAACCAGAGUAAUUUAUGAUCCAGGUAAUGAAUCAUUUUAAGUGGUUCUAUUCCACCUUUUCUGACUCAUGGACACUUUUAAUAGUUUUCUCUCGAGAAAUCCUUUUAUUAGUUGAGGUUGUGUCUACUUACAGGGUUUACAGUUAAAGCAGGUGCUUGAGCCUCAUGCCCAGAAACCUGACUCAGUAGGUUCCCUGGGGCCUUCAUUUUAAUCAAGUAUCUUGGAUAUUUUUGAUAGAUCUAGUGUUAAGGAAAGGCAAAAAUCUCCAGAGAAAGUGUGGGAAGUGGACGGGAAUUAAGUAAAAGAAAUGCUACCCUGCUUUUUAGGGUCCAACAGGCCCUUUCACUCAGUAAAUCCUUUAUUACCAAAAUAAGGUUCUCUGCUGUUAUCAGCGAUUAGGCACCAAAAUAGGAUGAGGCUGUUUUCCUUGGCAAAAAGGAGAAAUGUGAACAGAAAUCGCUAUUUGAUCAAGGCUCUCUAAGCUCAAGGCCCCUACUCCCAGUUACAGGGUUAAGAAUCUACACCUCUACUUUUUGUUCAUUUUUAAUUUCAAGGAUAUAUAGCCUCAUUUAGUUAGGAGUAAAAUACUGGAAAUAUUUAAUGGUCUCCAAUAAAUAAAUUGUUGAAUAAAUUAUGUCUACAUGAUUUUUUCUCAUUAAUUUAGUAUUUUUCCAAAAUAAUAUUGGGACACAAAUGGAAAAUUCGGAGAAGUCUUUGUAAUGCAAUGUAUUUAUUUGUUAAGCAGUGACACUUUCCCAUAUGUAUGUCUAUGCACAUUUGUAUGUACAUAUAUAAAGGAAUAUUUUUGUGUGAUUAUAAGCACUUCGACAAAAGUACAGAAGGAUACAUACCAUCAAAUUUACAUAGAUUGUUGAAGCAGAUUAGAAUAAGAGGUAAAAUAGGCAA
Felis catus (domestic cat) is the source of this 2334-nucleotide messenger RNA. It is a transcript of the gene ACTRT1, whose product is annotated as actin related protein T1. Gene Ontology annotation, biological process: regulation of DNA-templated transcription. NCBI's taxonomy places the organism in Eukaryota, Metazoa, Chordata, Mammalia, Carnivora, Felidae. The record is from RefSeq and is a predicted model, not a curated record. Gene Ontology annotation, molecular function: chromatin binding. Gene Ontology annotation, cellular component: nucleus.